Messenger RNA from Paramecium octaurelia, 327 nucleotides. NCBI's taxonomy places the organism in Eukaryota, Ciliophora, Oligohymenophorea, Peniculida, Parameciidae. The record is from the annotation of a GenBank genome assembly.
AAUAUAUUAAAAAUGCCCAAACCAAUAUAAUAAUUUGUUCAAUUCGGACCCAUCCAAUUACCUUAUUCACAGUUAUUUAUCUUAAGAAGGCAUGUAUUCGCUACAGUAAAUUUAAAACCAGUGGCGCCAGGUUUUUUAAAUCAUAAAUUAAAAGGUCAUGUAUUAGUUUGUUCAAGAAGGCCUGUAAAAAGGCUAUAUGAUAUGACGGAAGUCGAAACUGUAGAAUUUUGGAUAACUGUCCAAGAAAUUGCAAAAGUGAUGUCUGAUUUAUAUAAAGUAAGUAUUUAAUUAAUUUUAUGACAAAUUGCCAUGUUUCCAUUUAAGAUG